Dibothriocephalus latus is the source of this 771-nucleotide messenger RNA. The record is from the annotation of a GenBank genome assembly. Lineage: Eukaryota; Metazoa; Platyhelminthes; Cestoda; Diphyllobothriidea; Diphyllobothriidae.
AUGAUCACCGAAGUAUGGCGGUACCUGCUUUCCGCGGAUCACGCCUCUCUGGUUCGUGGCCUGCCCCGCCUGUCAUCGAACUAUUUGGGGCCGGUUCCAAAAUUUGCGGAGUUGGGCCUUUCCACAUUGAGCCAUGUGGAUCCCUUCAUCAGAGCGGACAGCGGGGAGCUCUCCGUUCGUUUGGCCUACCAGCAGAAUCUACCGCUAAAAUGGCGCACAAAACUUACCUUUGCCACAAAUGAUGUUUCCGAAGACUGCUCCAACAUGAUUCUCCAGCAGACGAAGGGGAGCGAGGUCUUCUUUCUCCUCCGAUUUCCAAAACCCGGAUUUUUCAUGCUGCAGCUCUACGCCAUGCCUGUUAAUGACCGCAGCAAUUAUCUGCCCAACGUGUACAACUAUCUGGUUGAGGCCUCCAACUGCCAUUGGUUGCACGGUCAGGUGAUGCCGUUUCCGAAACAGUUUGAUCACUGGUGCCGCGGUUGCUACCUAAAGACUCCGACCGAUGGCAUACUUGGUCUGGAUGACAAUGGCAGGUUGAGCCGUGAACCCCCACGUAGUCAGUCAUUCAACGUCCGUGUACCAAACGUCACUGCCGUAGCCGUGGUCGUGGGUGAUAAAUGGACCCAAUUGGACUCCGAGGGUGACCGGUGGAAGGGCAAAGUACACAUGAAAGAACACUGGGGCACUAAGCAAAAACUGACCGUCUAUGCUAAAUACGCCGCCGACGAUACCUCCUACAACAGCCUACUCGAGUACUCCCUGGCUAUGUGA